Messenger RNA from Mytilinidion resinicola, 727 nucleotides. RefSeq lists its product as uncharacterized. The transcript has a single exon. Lineage: Eukaryota; Fungi; Ascomycota; Dothideomycetes; Mytilinidiales; Mytilinidiaceae. The record is from RefSeq and is a predicted model, not a curated record. The coding region runs from base 128 to 577 and encodes 149 amino acids.
AGCACCCUUUCAUAGUUUCAUCUCAGAGAGUUCAUUGGAGAAAAAUUUAUUUGUUGUUGUAUCCGGAUAUUUCUUUCAGUGUACCAACACGCCAGGGGCUUUACAACCUCCACAUCGUACGUAGAGGAUGCCGUAUUAUUUACUACAGCUGCAACCAUCAUGCCACCUCAGGCUUGUCCCGGCCGCCGCACCCGUGUGGACCGCUCCACUCCGCCCGGAUGUUAAGAUAGCGGCUCGCUCUCUCGAAUCAGUUAUGCUGACCUUCUUACCCGGCCUCGAUGCUACGUACUCCCGCCUGCUCUCCGCGUCUCUUGAUCGUCGCGAGAGGCUUCAGAAUUUUCUUCUCGACCGCGCUUCAGUGCCGUUCAUCGACUUCCACAGACAUUGGCCUGCAAGCUGUACCGAUCAAGCCUUAGGGUAUUCCUACACAUUAUGCGGUUACGAGGGGAUCAGUCACCGAGUCCUUCCAAUUACAAGGAUUGCGGAGCUCCAACUUCCAGACCAUCGAGAUCGCGAUUGCGAUUGUCGCCACCGAUUCCCAUUUGAGACCGGACCCGUUUUCCAUAAAUCAGGCUGACUGCAGGCUCGGCAGCGGCUCUUGGCUCCUGAUGUUGAAAACUUUCGGCGAUUCUCAAGCUGCGGGAUCAGUGGAACUGGCGCAGUCGUGGUGCUGGCCGCGCCGCGUUCCAGACGGUUUUCGCCAUGAACACGAGACCUACGAAAUCAA